AUGGAGCAAAAGAAGGAUAGCACUCCCCCGCGGGAAUCCUAUACCGUCUGGCACGAAGAGGUCGAUGAUAUCAGAGACAUUCCCAUGAGCUCUAAGAAGUACGUCUACAAAAGCCUUGACGAUCCCGCAGAUUGCCUGCGUCUGCUGCUGCUUCUCCCAGCAACAGACAAGCAAGCCCCUCUCCAAGCAGGCUUACUCCACGUCCGUCGAAGCAAUGCCCCUGCCUUCAACCCAGUUUCAUAUACCUGGGGAAAUCAAGACCCAACGUCCGAAAUGUGGCUGAUAGGCCUGGGUGAUGCCUCUGACGGCGCAGGUUUCCAGCACUUUGCCAUCCGCCCUAAUCUGGAAACCAUGCUCAGGCGGUUCCGUGACGAAGAGAACAUUCUGCUCAUAUGGGUGGAUGCGAUCUGCAUCAACCAAGAAGAUAACCACGAGAAGGCUUACCAGGUACGCCACAUGGACCAAGUAUACCGGGGGAGAAAACUUCGCAUUUGGUUGGGAGAUAAGUCAGAAAACAGCGACGAGGCCUUGGACUUCAUCGAGGAAUGGAGGGACAUAGAAGCCGAGCAAGCCACCGUGUUCUUCAAGGAGAGUGCAAACCGAUCGAGUGCCUGGAAAGCUUUGUGGGAUCUCAUCUGCCGGCCUUGGUUCUCUCGUCGCUGGAUUGUUCAAGAGUUCGUCUUGUCAGCGCAUAAGCACAUAUAUCUCGGCGACAGGGACUUCUGCAGUGACCAUUUAAUGCCGCUGAUUGCACAAAUGGAUCGUUUCGGUCGCCAUCUCGAGGGCGGGCUCACAAAGGAAAACAGGCUGGACCAUGGCGACCUUACAUUGAGUGGCAGGAAACCGCUAGUUACUGGAGUAACUCCAGAUCGGCUAGAAUCUCUCAAACACCUCAAUAGUAUCACCAAGGCAGUAGAACAGGGCGACAUCUUGACACUGGAAAUGCUGGUAGACGGUUUCGUCAGCUUCGAGUCCUACGACCCUAGGGAUGGCAUCUAUGCCUUUUUGUCAAUGGCGAGUGACGCGCAGGACUGGAUCCCAGACUACUCUGAAAAGGCGACGGCCGGUGAGGUUUAUGCUCGAGCAACUUGGCAAAUCAUGCGGACUGCGAACAGCGCGGACAUUAUCUGCCGCGCAAUGCCGACCUUGAGCCAGCGCAAAAUGGACUUGACGAGCUGGGUACCUUGGUACGGGACGCUAGAAUCCACCGACGACACCAGUCCUGGCCUCGCUUUUGGCUACAACACCAAGUCCCUGACGACUUUUGGACAGCCUUUGUCUGCGGGAAACCAUGGGCCCUGGCUGGGCUUCAGCUGCGAUGGCUGCGACGAAAAACUCCGCGGUGCGCAAUACAGAUGUGUCGACUGUGGUAAUUACGAUUACUGCUCGUCCUGUAUGAAGACUGUUGGCUCCAGCCAUACUCCCGGCCAUCAGUUUCGCAAGUUCCCCAGCGCUGUAUACCGGGCAUCCGGAGGUUCUACAAUUGGUGUCGCGAGCGAGUUCACUACUCUCGGCGGCCUGAUGGUGUUGAACGGAUUCAUCGCCGACACCGUGAAAGCAUUCGGGCCCGACUUGCACAUCAGCCGCAGGCACAAUAGUGUUGAGAUCCUAGUCCGCGGCGGGGGUGCAGUUUGGAAUGAAGUUCCCGGCCUGGAAAACGCGGACACCGAGGGGCUGCCGGAUGCGUUCUUCCGCACACUCACCGGCAUGAGGCGGAUCAUUCGUAAGGGUUCCGCGUGGUUCACGGACAUUGACCCCCCGUCCAACGAUUGGAUUGAGACCGCGAGAAAGAUUCUCCCGAUGGGAAGCAAUGCCGAAGAAACCAGACUUGACUUGACGUGCGAGACAGACGAGGACGUAUUGGUCUCUGCGGAGUUUAUGCUCUCGGGUGAGCGCAGAUUUGCGGUCACUGAGGAGUCAAUGGGAUUUCUGCCUCGUAUAGCUAGGGAGGGCGAUGCCAUCUGUAUUCUGAUUGGGUGUUCGGUCCCGGUAGUGCUGAGAAAGGUCGUUAGUCAUGAGGAGGACAACAAGUCGAUGUGGGUGGUCAUUGGCGAGUGUUAUGUGGACGGACUCAUGGAAGGCGGUUGGUACGCGCAUAAAGUCCUUAAAGGGGGUCUCGAACAGAGGCCGUUCUAUAUCAAAUAA
Colletotrichum truncatum is the source of this 2145-nucleotide messenger RNA. RefSeq lists its product as uncharacterized. Gene Ontology annotation, molecular function: zinc ion binding. Lineage: Eukaryota; Fungi; Ascomycota; Sordariomycetes; Glomerellales; Glomerellaceae. The record is from RefSeq and is a predicted model, not a curated record.